AUGGAGCGUUCCGCUUGGCCUAAGAACCUCUCCUCCAGCCGAAAGCAUGCGAUCCAGGAUCUCCUCCAUGCCCAGAAUCCCAUGAAGAAGUUUACAGAUCUCUUCGACGCUCACUCUCAAACUGGCAACAACACAGGGCAGCCCCUGUUUGCGGAACAUCUGGUCGUCAACUUCCUCGGGCCGUUCAGCAACAGUCGAUCCCUAUCAAGUAGCGCCGAGUCCGACGAGGUCUUGCAGGCCCCCCCGAGACCAGCGCCUGUGUCAGAUCUGAGGUCUCCGAGGGAAGUGAGAGCAUCAACACCCCGCUCCCUAGAAAGACUUCAAAUACAUGGACGACUAGACCAAAAUUUGAUUGACAACGGGCAGCAAUGGAGGAAAUAUCAUCUGAAAUCGAUUAUAAACUUUGAUUCACCUGGGUACUUAACAAAUGAUAUAUCCAUUUCUGAUAUGUCAACUACAAGUGCUGAUGAGAGUACACAGUCUGAUGUCUGA
Molecule: messenger RNA, 492 nt
Organism: Eucalyptus grandis
Lineage: Eukaryota; Viridiplantae; Streptophyta; Magnoliopsida; Myrtales; Myrtaceae
Exons: 3
Coding region: 1-492 (163 amino acids)
Source: RefSeq, a predicted model, not a curated record